This is a messenger RNA of Aureobasidium pullulans EXF-150, 2231 nucleotides long. RefSeq lists its product as uncharacterized. Gene Ontology annotation, cellular component: plasma membrane; cytosol; cytoplasm. Bases 158 to 1780 code for a protein of 540 amino acids. Gene Ontology annotation, molecular function: ubiquitin protein ligase binding; protein-macromolecule adaptor activity. NCBI's taxonomy places the organism in Eukaryota, Fungi, Ascomycota, Dothideomycetes, Dothideales, Saccotheciaceae. The transcript is spliced from 4 exons. The record is from RefSeq and is a predicted model, not a curated record. Gene Ontology annotation, biological process: ubiquitin-dependent endocytosis.
AGCAAAGGAUCAUUGCCGAAGAAGUAUCCUCUUUGCCUGGUUACCUAUCUUCCUACGCCUCUUUGCAAAACUUGUCCUGAGCUGUGCGCGCAUAGUAUCGCGGCUGCAAAGUCGAUCUUCAGCCACCGUGCCGCUAGACCACUGCACGAAACACAACAUGCUGGCCAGCAUCGUUUUGGAUCAGAACUUCCCAUCCUAUACAAAUCUAGACUACAUCUCCGGAAAAGUUUUCGUGCGGACACAGACAGCAACCACAGUGUCCAGCAUCGUUGUCAAACUCGAAGGAGAAUCGAGGACGAGACUAUUGCCACCACCAAAUCCGAGUAAUGAUAGACAGAAGCCUCAGCUGGAGUUUCACAAGAUUCUCUAUAAAACUGUAGCCGUGUUCCCACCUCCAGAAGUUGCAGGACAACAGCAAGGUGCCUCAGGAUCGUUGUCUGGAAAGACAGCAUAUACUCUGCCAGCGGGACAACACGAGUACCCGUUUCAGUUCAAGUUUCCCUUCAACAAUGCAUGCGAUCCAUCAUCCAACUCCAACCCGACGAUAAGCUUGUUUGGGGGCCUGAACGUGGAGAUGUACAAGACACCGCAUAGCCACGUCAAGAAGACACUGCCGCCAACGCUGGUAGGAUUCCCCGGAGAGGCUGAGAUUCGUUACUACGUCAAGGCAACUGUGAACCGACCCAGUCUUUUCAAGGAGAAUGCUCGCGCCUAUGUACCUUUCAACUUCUGCCCCAUCGAGCCUCCACGCCCACCACCAUCAGACGCUUUGGGAUAUGCACGCCGCCGACAUCAAUUCAACGUGAACCUUCCAACCACACCGACAGCAGCUCCCAGCAAGUCCAAGAUGGCUUCAUUCUUCGGUGGCUCCAAAAAGACCACUGAAAGUGCCUCUGGAGCCACGACUCCCACGGCCCCAUUCAUAGCUGUCGACAUACGCAUUCCAGAGCCCGCCAUCUUGACUUGUGCUAGACCGGUCCCCGUUCGACUUAUAGUCACAAGUCUCAACGGCACAACUACUGCAUUGACGCUCUCCUCGCUGCAGCUCGAGGUCGUGGCAAUCACGAAAGUACGUGCACAAGAUGUUGGCAGGGUUGAACGCAGCAGUACAGUAUUGUUCUCUCGAAGUGGUAUGGCAGUACCCCUACACUUUGGUGAUAGUGCCACCAGAGGUGCAUCUGCACCUAACACUAAGGAAACCGAGCUGGAGGCUGAAAUUGACGCUCGACUCUGGAACGAGACACCUUUACCGAAUGUCGUACCGCCCAGUUUCGAAACCUGCAACAUUGCUCGCACGUACGAGAUUUUUGCUCGUAUUGGCAUCCACUAUGAUGGUCCUGGAUCCAUGCCACAAACCACAACCAUAGAUCUGCGCCUACCCGUCCAGAUCUUCUCAGGCAUUACACCACCGCCCGAACUCCUAGAUGCCAUGGCACGAGCUCAGGCUCACAAUACAGGCGACAUCUCUUCUGCUCCACCGAUGCCUCCUCGCCCCAGCUAUCCAACAGACACCAAGACCCCGUCAGGAGCACCGCCCCUGCCUGCUCGCAAACCAGUUGCCUCUGCAGCAACAGCGGAGACUGUGCACCAGCCACUCCAGCAGGUAGACCACUCGGGCGAGGAGCCACCAUAUGGAGAUGCGCCACCCAGCUAUGAAGAUGCCAUGGCCACGGACGUGCAGCCCAUGGAAGGUGUUCGAAGAGCGGAUUAUGCGCCACCUACCCUGGCCGAGGAUCCUUUGUUAAAUUCUGGCAGAGGCGAGAAGAGCGGAUGGCAUUGAGAAGGCAUCGUCACUAAUGGGAGGACAGGAAUGAAUCUUAGCGGAUACCCAAGGGGUCUACAAGUACACUAAUAAUUAAUCAUCACCAUCUCCUUACCUCGAUAGAAUGCGGUUGAGCCAUCCAAAAAGCAUCUGCCUCUUCUUCAGGCCAGCGACAGCAGAGUGGGUCUUAGGAGUAUGAGUAAGAACGUAACCAAGCAUCACAAUCAAGUUGGAAUCAGUUCUAGACAGAGCAAUCGGCUUCUGUGGGUGCAUUAUUUUCGAUACUGAGCUAAAAAGACCCAAUACUAACGUUGCUGGUGUAUUUACCCGACCACUGGGAGUGAGUGCAGUUUCUCUUUCGGCUUCUAAUCGAGCCUUGAUACCACGAAUUGGCGGCGGAGCUAUCUGAAGCGUGCCGGUUUCCGUAACUUCUGGAAAAAGAGGCGAACCUUCCGCAUUACAGUCUUCU